AUGACAUUUGGUGGCACUGCUUCAAAUCGAAAUGACAUUGGUAGGGGUCCAUCUGGCCAAAGUGGAUUUGAUGUGAAUGCAGUAAAUGGAUUGGGUGGCUCGAAAUCUGCUGCCAGUGAAACAGAUAAUACCAACCCAAAAAGUAGGGCUGGAUUUAGUAGCAGUAUCUCUGGAAAUUUGGGAUUUGGUUUGGGGGCAUCUGAUCAGAAGGGAUUGGGCAUUGGUAGAGCUGACCGGAGUGAAAUAAGCAGCAGAGGAUCUGCCGGGGGUGAAUCAAUCGAUUUUGGAUUUGAUGUCCAUAGCCCAGGUGAUACCAGUUUGAGAAAUCGGAAUACAUUUGCUGGUGACAGCUCUGGAAAAUCAGAAAUCAAUGUAGGGGUUUCUGGUCAACAGGGCUUUGGAAUCAAUGAAAUUGGAGGGACUAGAAUGAGAGGCAGUGGAUCUGCUGGGGCUGGAUUCAAAGACUUUGGAUCUGAUGCUGGUAGCUCAGGCAAUAUCAGUGCAAGAAUUGGGGAUAAUUUUGUUGAUGGGAUAUCAGAAAAUUUGAGUUAUGGUUUUGAGAAAUUUGGUCAAAAGGAAUUUGAAAGCAGUGGAUCUUAUCAGAGUGAUAAGAGCAGCAGGGAAUCUGAUGCCAGUGGCUCAGUGGAAAAGUCCUCAUCGUUUGAUUUGAGACAUGGAGAAAGGAAACGUGAAGCUAAAUUUGAUUUUGGAGAUUCUGGUUCAAAUCGAUUUGAUGACACUGGCCUUAGUAAAAAUGUAAUAAAAGGUGUUACAAGCUCCUCUGACAGCAGUACCUCUGGACCAUUCAGUACUCCAGAAAAAGGAUCCAAUAUUCCAGAAGCCAUUCCGAAGUACUCAGAAGUGAGCCCAGUUAUUGGUGAAGCUACUACUUGGGGCAAAGGAAUAUAUAAAGCUUUCAAUGGCCGCAUCUUUUCCUUUGAGUCUUCCUGCUCAUACACUUUCUGCCAUCACUGCGUUGAAUCUGGAGGAGAUUUCAAUAUUGAGAUCAAACGAAAGAGUAAUGGUGACUUUGAAAAAAUAGCAGUUGAAAUCGAUAAUAAUGAGGUCUCUGUUUCUGGUGAUCGCAUUCUAGUUAAUGAAGAAAGAGUGCAGAUACCAUAUGACAAUAAACUGAUACAUAUUAAAAAAUAUGGAGAACAUUAUGUCCUGAAAAGUCGUAGAGGAAUCCUGUCUUUGAUGUGGGGCAAAAAUAAACUCUCACUUACUCUUCACAAGCAAUAUCCAACUUGUGGUCUUUGUGGUAACUUCAACAGCACUCCAGGAGACAACAUCAAUGAGCACAUUGCCAGUAGUAAAAUUCCUGGAGAUUGUCCCAAAGCUUUUAGUAAAAGCUAUGAGAUUUGUGAAGAUGGUGUAGAGUACUGUGACAAAAUUAUUGGGACUUACUUUGAGAAAUGUAGAAAGGUCGCCGCUUUUUCCGAUGACUACAGAAUGAUUUGCGUUAAUGACUACUGCCAAAAUCCAGGCAAAAAUUCUACAUGUGACACUUACUCAGAGUUGUCCCGCCUCUGUGCCUCAGAUGGUCCCGGCAUCUACGAAUCCUGGCGAGAUGAUUCUGAUGUGACUUGUGGAAAACCUAGAUGCCCAGAAAAACAUAUCUACAAAGAAUGCGGUCCCUCAAAUCCUGCAACUUGUUCUAAUGUGGCUCCUUUUCAAGAUAGUGAAUGUGUGAAUGGCUGCUUCUGCCCAGAAGGUUAUCUAUUGGAUGAUAUUGGAGAAAAAGGGGGAUGUAUAUUAAAGACUGAAUGUCCCUGUAGCUUACAUGGAAAGAUCUAUAAGUCAGGGGAGGUCCGAAGAGGUCCUUGUGGUUCUCAGUGCACAUGCCAGAAUGCUAAGUGGUCUUGUACGGAAGCAUUAUGUCCUGGAAGAUGUAAGGUGGAAGGAAAUUCAGUCACCACCUUUGAUGGUAUUAAAUACUACCAUCCUGGAAACUGUCACUUCUUGGCCAUCCACCAUAAAGACUGGUCUGUUAGUGUUGAACUUCGUCCUUGUCCAAGUGGCCAGUCAGGAACGUGCUUAAAUAGUGUUACACUCCUCUUAAAUUCGCCUAUUUCAGGUAACAAGUAUGUAUUCAGUAGGAAUGGAACAAUCACAAACAAUGGGAUUGAAUAUACAAAUCAAAGUUAUGAUGAUUCAGGGGAAGUAUAUGUCUUCAAAGCAUCUUCCUCAUACCUUCAAGUAGAAACAAACUUUGGUGUAAAAAUGCAAAUACAAAUUGCUCCUGCGAUGCAGUUGUAUGUUUCAGUGCCACCUAACAGUUUCACAGAUACUGUAGGACUCUGUGGUUCCUUCAACAACAAAGUAGAGGAUGAUUUAAUGUCAAGUCAGAAUAUACUGGAGAAGACACCUCAGGCAUUUGCUGAUUCUUGGGAAAUGAUGCCCUGUCCUAAAGGAAAACCCACUUCCUGCAUCAGUAUAGAAAAAGAAAAAUUUGCUGAAAAGCAUUGUGGAAUUUUUCUUGAUUCAGACGGGCCUUUUGCUUCCUGCCAUCCAGUUGUGAACGCUAAACCAUAUUAUGAGGAAUGCAAAAGGUACACUUGUACUUGUGAAAACAGUGAAGACUGCCUGUGUACGGUUUUUGGCAACUAUGUGAAAGCAUGUGCUGAGAAAGAAGUAUACAUGGUGGGAUGGAGAACCGGACUGUGUGAUUCCUCUUGUCCAAGUGACCUCGUUUUCAAGUACAAUAUAAAAGCCUGCAAUAAAACUUGCCGAUUAUUGUCAGAGAGAUAUAGAAGCUGUGAUAUAGAAGAUGUUCCAUUUGAUGGAUGCACUUGCCCUGAUGGAAUGUACCAGAAUAAUGAAGGGAAUUGUGUUCCAAAAUCUCAGUGUGACUGCUACAUAAAUGGCAAGGUCAUUCAACCAGGCAAACUCAUCAAUAUUAAUAACAACAGAUGUGUCUGUCGGGAUGGAAGUUUUCUUUGCCAGACUCCUAUUAGUUCAGCCCAACAGAAUUGUUCUGGAGGGGCUGAAUAUGUUGACUGCAGGGGCCCGAGGGCACGGAGAAGAGUUGACAGUAAAUGUGGUGCUUGGAACAUGCCUGGUUUUGAUGAGAACUUGCCUUGCAAAGCUGGGUGCUACUGUCCAGUAGGCAUGGUUCGAAAUUCUAAAGGGAACUGCGUCUUUCCUGAAGACUGCCCAUGUUCUUUUGGUGGAGGGGAGUAUGAACAAGGAAGUGUUACCUCAGUUGGCUGCAACAACUGUACUUGCGUAAAAGGAUCUUGGAGCUGUACACAAAAUAAAUGUCAAACCGUCUGCCACAUCUAUGGGGAAGGUCAUGUUAGAACUUUUGAUGGAAAAAGUUACAGCUUUGAUGGUCUCUGCCAAUAUUCAUUUGCUGAGGAUUAUUGCGGUCGGGAAAGUGGCACAUUCCGUAUUUUAACUGAAAGCGUCCCAUGCUGUGAAAAUGGGCUUACGUGCUCAAGAAAAAUCAUAGUUGCUUUUCAGGAUCAGAAUGUUGUCUUGCAUGAUGGUAAAGUAACAGCCUCCAAAAUUACAGAAAGUAAGGACUGUGGGCUCACUGAAAAUACAUAUUCCGUACAUACCGUUGGCCUGUACCUGAUUCUAAAAUUUUUAAAUGGGAUAACCAUAAUUUGGGACAAGAAUACAAGAGUUUCUGCUAUACUGGAUCCUCGCUGGCAUGGCAAAGUGUGUGGUCUUUGUGGAAACAACAAUGGUGAUCUCAAGGAUGAUUUCAUAACAAGGCAUUCAUCAGAAGCUAUUGGAGCACUGGAAUUUGGAAAUAGUUGGAAAACAAGUCAAAAAUGUGCAGACACAGCAGCACAAUAUUUCCCAUGUGACUCAAACCCAUACUGUAAAGCCUGGGCUGUGCAGAAAUGUGGGAUCAUCCGGGACAGCAUCUUCAAAGAAUGCCACCACAAGGUGGACCCCGAAGCUUACCUAGAAGCAUGUAUUGAAGAAGCCUGCUCAUGUGACAUGGAGGGGAAGUAUUUGGGAUUCUGCACAGCUGUGGCCAUGUAUGCAGAGGCAUGCAGUGCAGUUGGAGUCUGUGUCACAUGGAGAAAACCAGAUCUCUGUCCUGUUUUCUGUGAUUAUUAUAAUGGACCCGGCGAAUGCAGUUGGCGCUAUGAACCUUGUGGUACAGUAACCACAAAAACAUGCAGAGAUCGAGUUAUUGGCCAGAAAUUUUCUGCAGUUUUAGAAGGUUGUUAUGCUAAGUGCCCGGAUAAUGCUCCUUAUCUGGAUGAGAACCUCAUGAAAUGUGUCCGUUUAUCUGAGUGCAGCUGUUUCUAUAACGAUAUCGUACCAGCAGGUGGAGUGAUUCAGGAUGACUGUGGGAGAACAUGCUAUUGUAUCGCAGGAGAAUUGGAGUGCAGUAGUGAUGCUUCUUCUGCAAAUUCGACACUCACAGCAAUUACAUCAGUAACCAGUAGCACAGGCUCAGCAGCUUCCACUCCAGUGCUUACAAGAUCAAGCAGUGAAACAAUAGGAGGAACCGGCAGCCCAACUGCAGCCGCCAGAGAAGGGACCCCGGAAGGUACAGAGGGCUUCACCAUAGCCGCAGGGAGUGAGAAGACAAGUGGAGAUUCAGCUGGCCCAGGCACAACCUUGGGAGACAGAGCAGGAACAGCUCGAGGUCUCCAGACUGAACGUUCUACUACAGGUGAUGCUGGACGUCCGGUUUCCACGACCCUCAAUGCUGGCAGCCUAGGCAGCACUGGAGCGGGCCCCGCCUUCACCAGUAGCCCUGGCCACACACCAGUCCCAUCUGCCCGUGGCCUCGCUCAGGCGGUCCACGUGUGCCACCUAACACCCGCGGUUGUCCAACGUAGCUCAUCUUCCUCAAAGCCGGAGAUUUCAAAGAAUGGUUGCCAGACCAACAGCAUCCCCCUCUCCAGGGAUCUUUGCAGAAAUGCCAGUGUUCCGGCCCCCGAGCCUCGCAACAGACACUGUGCCAGAGGGGCCCAGCAAAUGGUCGGAACAGGCAGUCGAAGGCCGCGAAGCCUGUCACCGUUGAGACCAUUUCCAGACUUUCGCCAGGUCCCCCCGACGAACCCUUUGUCGAUAGCCCACCACAGGGGACUUCCCGAAACUCAGCCUGACACCCCGUCUCCCUCCACGUCUUCAAAGCCCUCCGGAGUUCUGGUCGCUUUCAGCAGGAACCGAAAGUCCAUCCCGGACCAUGAGGAAGAACCGGCAGCCCGACUGCAGCCGCCAGAGAAGGGACCCCGGAAGGUACAGAGGGCUUCACUACAGCCGCAGGGAGUGAGAAGACAAGUGGAGAUUCAGCUGGCCCAGGCACAACCUUGGGAGACAGAGCAGGUAUGGAAAUACAAGAUGGAAAGCAUCUGCUUCCUGACGUGCGGCAAGCUGCCGGUGGCUUCUGAGGGAGGGGACCCUAGCCAGCUCGUACUGCCCGUCCUCCUGGGCGGCCCCCUGUCCUGGUUUGUGUGGGCUUCUUCUCGGCAGUGUUUCUCGAGCCUCCACGCAGACGUGAUGGAUAGUGGAGCGGCGUGUGGUCAGACUCUCCAGAUUCCGGCCUCUGGGCUUCUGAGCCUGAGUCUGGAUGGGCAUGGGGUCAUGCUUUAG
This is a messenger RNA of Mustela lutreola (European mink), 5568 nucleotides long. RefSeq names its product mucin-19-like. The transcript is spliced from 43 exons. Gene Ontology annotation, molecular function: protein binding. The record is from RefSeq and is a predicted model, not a curated record. Lineage: Eukaryota; Metazoa; Chordata; Mammalia; Carnivora; Mustelidae. The coding region runs from base 1 to 5568 and encodes 1855 amino acids. Gene Ontology annotation, cellular component: extracellular matrix.